AUGGACGCCGCGACGGCAUAUCCAGACAUCCAUCAGCACGACCUCGUGAGUUUCGGGCCGGGGCUCCGCGACUGCGGCGUAGUUGAGGCCAAGGGCGCCGCGGUGGAGGAAGACAGCACCUCUCCCCCGGUCCACACGUUCAAGAUUCUCUGCCUCGACAACUCCACCGUGACCAAGAAGGCCAGCGACCUCACCGUGAUUGACAGGAGCUACCUGAACAUUGCCCAGGUGGUUGCCUCGGCGUCCAACGUCGGCGGCCAGAUCGGCUCCAUCACCGGCGCCACCACCAUGCUCGACCUGGUCAAGCUCGACGAGCGCGGCGAAGUGGUUGAGACCGUCAGCGGCGUGUCGCCGUCUCGCGUGCGGCGUGUCAGGCCGCUCGGCCCCGGCGACCUGGUCGUCUCCGGGCCGUGGCUCGGCCAGGUCUCCAACGUGUCCGUGGACGUCAACGUGUCGUUCGACGAUGGCGCCGUCUGCACGGUCGCCGACGCGGAGGGCAACGAGAUGCUACGAACAGUUUCGGAAUACCACUAUGAGAAAUACCUCCCUCAGAAGAACAGUCGUUUCUUCCCGGGGCAGCGGGUCGGAAGUGCUGGUAGUGUUUUCAAAGACGCCAGGUGGCUUCGUGGACACUGGAACGCCGACCGCGAUGUAGGCACCGUCGUGAAGGUGGAGAUGUCCGGCGUCCACGUCCACUGGAUCGCGUCAGCACACUGCGGCACCGACAAGCGGCUCGUCGAGGAAUCCGCUCCUCCGGCCUACCAGAACCCUCGCGACUUGACCUUCUACUGCGUGGCUUACAACAAUUUCGGCUGGGGGCCAGCUGACCGCUGCUUCUUCACCGAGCCAGGUUCGACGCAAGGUGAUUCAUCUUUUGCUCAUGAUCCUCAACUGGAGGAGGAGGAGCAACAACAUGGCGCAUGCUUGGAUAAGGUGGAGCUGCCCAUGACCGUCGCCAAGACCCGCACCUAUGUCGACGUGUUGUGGCAGGACGGCACACAGCAACAUGGCGUGCCAUCGGAGUCCGUGGUCCCUUUUAACAACAUCAACGACCAAGAAUUCCUCCCUGGUUACCAUGUGGUUGACAAUGCAUCUCUUGACGGCGCAACCGUCAACGAUGACACUGCUUCAGAUGGUAGUACUAAACCGACUAGGCGCGUUGGUGUCGUCAGGACCGUCUGUUGCAAGAACCAAACGGUAAAUGUGUCAUGGUUCAAGGCGGCGGCAUGCCCUAACGGGGCUAGGGAGGUCGAGUGCAAUGAUAUCGUGAGCGCCUAUGAUUUAGAAUUGCAUCCUGGCGACACCACUGACCUAGGAGAUACUGUUGUUCGCCUCCUUCCAUUAGGAUCAUCUGACGGCGAAACAUCAAUACAAUCACAGAGCAAGACGGAGAAGAACGUUGGCCCCACCAACCUUUCCUGGGUGGGAUGUGUUAUUGACCUUCCUGAUGGCCACGUGCAAGUCAAAUGGGGUGACGGUAGCAUCUCAACGGUGUCGCCCCAUGAGAUCGUCGUCGCCUACGAGGAGGACUACAUGGAACUAAAAGAUAAAACAGAUGAGGACAGCGACACCGACUCAGCCAGCACGGUAUCUACUUAUCCAACAUUCUACUACUUCUACGCACUUGACAAUGAUCCAAUGAAUCCAGCAGAGGAUGGCGAUGCUGAAAGCGGCAGCGGUGAAUCCAACGAAGACGGCCUGUUACAAUCAGCGACGUUUAAAGGCCGGUUCAGUUCUUUCGUCUGGUCUCUGAUCCGAUUGGCCUGCGAAGUGCUGUCCCAGGGUAAGGGGUUCCUGACGAUGUGGCCUCUGUCAUGGUUCCCAAACUCGGGGUUACCUGCACCCACCAAGGAGAACAUCCGAGCACCCACCAACGCAUCCGGAGGGGAAAAGAAUGCUACAGAUGCUACCACUGAUGACCAAUCUUUCCGUUUCUCACAUUUUGAUGUGCUGCAGAUCCCUCCUGAUCACCAUUAUAUUGACACCGCAGAUGAGGUUAGCCGUGGAAAGAGUUGGCCUAAGACAGUACAAAAGGAAUGGAAAAUUCUAGAGAAUAACUUGCCAGAGACCAUCUACGUGCGAGGGUUCGAGGAUCGCAUGGAUCUUCUGCGUGCGGUGAUGGUUGGAGCGAGUGGGACGCCAUACGAGGACGGGCUCUUCUUCUUCGACCUCCAGCUGCCACCGUCCUACCCAGCCGUGCCACCGCAGGUGUACUACCACUCCUUCGGUCUAUGCCUCAAUCCCAACCUCUACGAAUCCGGCCAUGUGUGCCUCAGCCUGCUCAACACAUGGGGCGGCGAGGGGACUGAGGUGUGGUUACCGGCCGAGUCGAGCCUCCUCCAAGUCCUUGUGUCCAUCCAGGGCCUCGUCCUCAACGACCAACCAUACUACAAUGAAGCUGGCUACGAGACCUUGGUAGGUACACCAAAGGGCCGCCGCAAUGCGUUGCCCUACGGAGAGAACGCUUAUCUUCUCACCCUCCGGAGCAUGCUCCACAUACUGCGCCGCCCGCCCCAAAAAUUCGAGGCGUUCGUCAAGGACCACUUCCGCAGCCGGGGGAGGUUUGUGCUCAGGACAUGCGAGGCAUACCAUCAAGGAUGUGUUGAUGCGAGCGUCUUGGGAGAUGCUGAUGCCACCGUCGUAGGUAGAGAGCGACCUUGCUCGGUCGGGUUAAAGCUUGCUCUAGCCAACAUGAUACCAAGCCUCGUGGCGGCCUUCAUAGAGAUCGGCGCCGAGGGGUGCGAAGAGUUCCAGAAGAUGAGUGUCUCAUUGCCACAAUCUCUUAGCACCACUCAAUAG
Molecule: messenger RNA, 2799 nt
Organism: Lolium rigidum
Lineage: Eukaryota; Viridiplantae; Streptophyta; Magnoliopsida; Poales; Poaceae
Product: probable ubiquitin-conjugating enzyme E2 23
Exons: 5
Coding region: 1-2799 (932 amino acids)
Source: RefSeq, a predicted model, not a curated record